AUGUCUCGGGAGCAAGACACCAUUGGAAGAGCUGGAGAAGACUGUUGCCAGAGGGAGAGGAGAGAUCAGCAGUCCUGUGAUCCUGGUGAGUUUCUUUGCCACGAUCACGUGACUUGUGUCUCCCAGAGCUGGCUGUGUGAUGGGGACCCCGACUGCCCUGAUGAUUCAGACGAGUCUUUAGAUACCUGUCCUGAGGAAGUAGAAAUCAAGUGCCCCUUGAAUCACAUUGCUUGCCGUAGUGCCAAUGAAUGUGUGCAUUUAUCCCAACUAUGCAAUGGUGUCCUGGAUUGCUCAGAUGGUUAUGACGAAGGAAUACACUGCCGUGAAUUGUUAACCAAUUGCCAGCAGCUGAAUUGUCAGUAUAAAUGUGCAAUGAUGAGGAAUAGUACAAAAUGUUACUGUGAGGAUGGAUUUGAAGUAAAAGAAGAUGGGAGAAGCUGUAGAGAUCGAGACGAAUGUGCUAUUUAUGGUACCUGCAGCCAGACCUGCAUAAAUACACAUGGCUCCUAUGCUUGCAGUUGUGUGGAGGGCUAUCUAAUGCAGCCAGACAACCGGUCUUGCAAAGCCAAAAACGAGCCUACAGAUAGGCCGCCUAUGUUACUAAUUGCAAAUUCUGAAACAAUUGAGAUGUUCUAUCUUAAUGGAAGUAAAAUGGCAACUAUAAGCUCAGUCAACAGGAAUGAAAUUCACACUCUGGAUUUUAUUUACAAUGAAGAAAUGAUUUGUUGGAUUGAAUCAAGAGACUCUUCAAAUCAACUGAAAUGCAUUCAAAUAACAAAAACAGGAAGAUUAACAGAUGAAUGGACAAUCAAUAUUCUUCAGUCCUUCCACAAUGUGGAACAAAUGGCGAUUGAUUGGCUCACCAGAAAUCUCUAUUUUGUGGACCAUGUCAGUGACCGGAUCUUUGUUUGUAAUUAUAAUGGGUCUGUGUGUGUCACCCUGAUUGAUCUGGAGCUUCAUAAUCCUAAGGCAAUAGCAGUAGAUCCAAUAGCAGGAAAACUUUUCUUUACGGACUACGGGAAUGUCGCCAAAGUGGAGCGAUGUGACAUGGAUGGGAUGAACAGAACCAGGAUAAUUGAUUCAAAGACAGAGCAGCCAGCUGCACUGGCACUAGACCUAGUCAACAAAUUGGUUUACUGGGUAGAUCUAUACUUGGACUAUGUGGGAGUAGUGGACUAUCAAGGAAAAAAUAGACAUACCAUUGUUCAAGGGAGACAAUCUGAUAACUUCAACAUCUUAAGGAUAAACAGAUUUAAUGGCACCGAUAUUCAUUCAUUCAUUAAAACAGAAAGUGCUCGAGGAAUCCGAAUUUAUCAAAAAAGAACUCAACCAACAGUCAGAAGCCACGCAUGUGAAGUGGAUCCAUAUGGAAUGCCAGGGGGAUGCUCACACAUCUGUCUGCUCCACAGCAGUUACAAAACACGGACCUGUCGCUGCAGGACUGGCUUCAACUUGGGGAGUGAUGGCAGGUCAUGCAAAAGACCAAAGAAUGAGUUGUUCCUCUUUUAUGGAAAAGGACGCCCAGGAAUUGUUAGAGGAAUGGACUUGAAUACCAAGAUAGCAGAUGAAUACAUGAUCCCCAUAGAAAAUCUGGUAAACCCUCGUGCUGUAGAUUUUCAUGCAGAAACCAAUUACAUCUACUUUGCUGACACCACCAGUUUCUUAAUUGGCCGGCAGAAGAUAGAUGGCACAGAGCGAGAAACCAUUCUGAAAGAUGAUCUGGAUAAUGUAGAGGGCAUUGCUGUGGACUGGAUUGGAAAUAACCUUUACUGGACAAAUGAUGGCCACAGAAAAACAAUUAAUGUGGCCAGACUGGAAAAGGCUUCUCAGAGUCGGAAGACUCUUUUAGAAGGAGAAAUGUCCCAUCCCAGAGGAAUUGUGGUGGAUCCAGUUAAUGGUUGGAUGUAUUGGACAGACUGGGAGGAAGAUGAAAUAGAUGACAGCGUGGGAAGGAUCGAAAAGGCUUGGAUGGAUGGCUUCAAUCGGCAGAUUUUUGUGACUUCAAAGAUGCUGUGGCCAAAUGGUUUAACUCUGGACUUUCACACUAACACAUUAUACUGGUGUGAUGCCUAUUAUGAUCAUAUUGAAAAAGUGUUUUUGAAUGGAACUCACAGGAAGAUUGUAUACAGUGGAAAAGAAUUGAAUCAUCCCUUUGGAUUGUCACAUCAUGGGAAUUACGUGUUCUGGACUGAUUAUAUGAAUGGUUCCAUUUUUCAACUAGAUUUGAUAACAAGUGAGGUGACAUUACUAAGGCAUGAAAGACCACCUUUGUUCGGGCUUCAGAUUUAUGAUCCACGAAAGCAACAAGGUGACAAUAUGUGCCGAGUCAAUAAUGGGGGCUGUAGUACACUUUGCUUGGCCAUUCCAGCAGGCCGAGUCUGUGCUUGUGCCGAUAAUCAACUUUUGGAUGAAAAUGGGACAACUUGCACAUUUAAUCCAGGAGAAGCAUUACCUCACAUAUGCAAACCUGGAGAAUUUCGCUGCCAAAACAGACACUGUAUCCAAGCUCGGUGGAAAUGUGAUGGUGAUGACGACUGUUUAGACGGAAGUGAUGAGGACUUGGUCAAUUGCUUCAAUCAUACCUGUCCUGAUGAUCAAUUUAAAUGCCAGAAUAAUCGAUGUAUCCCCAAGAGAUGGCUUUGUGAUGGAGCUAAUGAUUGUGGGAGCAAUGAGGAUGAAUCCAAUCAAACUUGUGCAGCCAGAACAUGCCAGGCAGACCAAUUUUCUUGUGGAAAUGGACGAUGUAUUCUCAGAGCAUGGCUAUGUGACAGAGAAGAUGACUGUGGUGACCAGACAGAUGAAAUGGCAUCCUGUGAAUUCCCAACUUGUGAGCCCCUAACUCAAUUUAUAUGCAAAAGUGGAAGAUGCAUUAGCAGCAAAUGGCACUGUGAUUCUGAUGAUGACUGUGGCGAUGGGAGUGAUGAGGAAGGCUGUGUUUACUCUUGUUUUGAUCACCAGUUCAGAUGUGCCAGUGGCAGAUGUAUUCCAGGCCAUUGGGCCUGUGAUGGUGACAAUGACUGUGGGGACUUCAGUGAUGAAACCCAAGUCAAUUGUACCAAAGAAGAGAUUCGUUCUCCUGCUGGCUGUAAUGGGAAUCACUUCCAGUGCCAUCCUGAUGGAAAUUGCAUUCCUGAUCUGUGGCGCUGUGAUGGAGAAAAAGAUUGUGAAGAUGGUAGUGAUGAAAAAGGAUGCAAUGGCACGAUACGCUUGUGUGAUCACAAAACCAAGUUCUCCUGUCAGCGUACAGGGAGAUGCAUUAACAAAGCAUGGGUAUGUGAUGGAGAUAUUGAUUGUGAAGAUCAAUCAGAUGAAGAAGACUGUGACAGUUUUAUGUGCGGACCACCCAAAUACCCUUGUGCUAAUGAUACUUCAGUGUGCCUGCAGCCAGAAAAACUCUGCAAUGGGAAAAAAGACUGUCCUGAUGGUUCUGAUGAAGGCGAUCUGUGCGAUGAAUGUUCACUGAACAAUGGAGGCUGUAGCAACCACUGUUCUGUUGUUCCCGGAAGAGGAAUUGUCUGUUCUUGUCCUGAAGGACUUCAACUCAACAAAGACAAUAAAACGUGUGAAAUUGUGGAUUAUUGUAGCAAUCAUCUGAAGUGCAGCCAAGUGUGCGAGCAGCACAAACACACAGUCAAGUGUUCAUGUUAUGAAGGGUGGAAGCUGGAUGUGGAUGGAGAAAGUUGCGCAAGUGUUGAUCCUUUUGAAGCAUUCAUCAUCUUUUCUAUUCGCCAUGAAAUUCGAAGRAUUGAUCUUCAUAAAAGAGACUAUAGUCUACUAGUUCCUGGAUUGAGAAACACCAUAGCACUUGAUUUUCACUUCAAUCAAAGUUUACUUUAUUGGACAGAUGUUGUAGAAGACAGGAUAUACCGGGGCAAGCUUUCAGAGAGUGGAGGUGUCACUGCAAUAGAGGUGGUUGUGGAGCAUGGCCUGGCUACCCCAGAAGGCCUGACUGUUGACUGGAUAGCAGGCAACAUAUACUGGAUAGACAGCAAUCUGGAUCAAAUCGAAGUGGCCAAACUGGAUGGUUCCCUCAGAACUACACUAAUAGCAGGAGCCAUGGAGCACCCUAGGGCCAUUGCUUUGGACCCAAGAUAUGGAAUUCUUUUCUGGACAGAUUGGGAUGCCAAUUUUCCUCGCAUCGAAUCUGCCUCUAUGAGUGGUGCUGGAAGAAAAACAAUCUACAAAGACAUGAAAACGGGGGCUUGGCCUAAUGGACUAACUGUGGACCACUUUGAGAAAAGGAUAGUUUGGACAGAUGCCAGGUCAGAUGCUAUCUACUCAGCCCUUUAUGAUGGGACAAACAUGAUAGAAAUCAUCCGAGGCCAUGAAUAUCUUUCUCAUCCCUUUGCUGUGUCUCUCUAUGGGAGUGAGGUCUAUUGGACAGAUUGGAGAACCAACACAUUGUCCAAAGCCAAUAAAUGGACAGGACAGAAUGUCAGUGUGAUUCAGAAAACCAGUGCACAGCCUUUUGACCUUCAGAUAUAUCAUCCCAGUCGUCAGCCACAGGCUCCCAAUCCUUGUGCAGUUAAUAACGGCAAAGGGCCCUGCUCUCACAUGUGUCUGAUCAAUCAUAAUAGGAGUGCCGCUUGUGCCUGCCCCCACCUGAUGAAGCUUUCCUCAGACAAGAAGACCUGCUAUGAAAUGAAAAAAUUUCUCCUUUACGCAAGGCGCUCUGAAAUCAGAGGAGUGGAUAUCGACAAUCCAUAUUUUAACUUUAUCACGGCCUUUACAGUCCCUGAUAUUGAUGAUGUUACUGUGAUAGACUUUGAUGCCUCUGAAGAACGUUUAUACUGGACUGAUAUCAAAACCCAAACCAUCAAACGGGCUUUUAUUAAUGGAACUGGGUUAGAAACUGUUAUUUCAAGAGAUAUUCAGAGUAUCAGAGGGCUAGCAGUGGAUUGGGUAUCCCGUAAUUUAUACUGGAUUAGCUCAGAAUUUGAUGAAACACAAAUUAAUGUGGCACGGCUAGAUGGCUCUUUGAAAACCUCAAUUAUCCACGGAAUCGAUAAGCCACAGUGUCUUGCAGCUCACCCAGUGAGGGGGAAACUCUACUGGACAGAUGGAAAUACAAUUAACAUGGCAAAUAUGGAUGGCAGUAAUAGCAAGAUUCUCUUUCAGAAUCAAAAGGAACCAGUAGGUCUAUCGAUAGACUAUGUGGAAAACAAGCUUUAUUGGAUCAGUUCGGGAAAUGGAACCAUAAAUAGAUGCAACCUGGAUGGUGGUAAUUUAGAAGUAAUAGAGUCAAUGAAAGAAGAAUUAACAAAAGCUACAGCCUUAACUAUCAUGGAUAAGAAACUCUGGUGGGCAGACCAAAACUUAGCUCAGCUGGGAACCUGUAACAAAAGAGAUGGAAGAAACCCCACCAUCCUACGAAACAAGACUUCUGGGGUUGUUCAUAUGAAAGUAUAUGAUAAAGAAGCACAGCAAGGCAACAACUCUUGCCACCUAAAUAAUGGUGGAUGCUCACAGCUUUGUUUACCAACAUCUGAAACUACAAGGACUUGCGUGUGUACAGUGGGAUAUUAUCUCCAGAAGAACCGCAUGUCAUGUCAAGGUAUAGAAUCAUUUCUCAUGUACUCUGUUCAUGAAGGAAUCAGGGGAAUACCUCUUGAACCAAGUGACAAAAUGGAUGCUUUGAUGCCCAUCUCAGGAACUUCAUUUGCCGUGGGAAUAGAUUUCCAUGCUGGAAAUGAUACCAUCUAUUGGACAGACAUGGGCUUUAAUAAAAUCAGCCGAGCUAAAAGAGAUCAGACUUGGAAAGAAGAUAUCAUUACCAAUGGCUUGGGAAGAGUGGAAGGAAUAGCUGUUGACUGGAUUGCUGGUAACAUCUAUUGGACAGAUCAUGGUUUUAACUUAAUUGAAGUUGCAAGACUCAAUGGCUCUUUCCGUUAUGUAAUUAUUUCCCAAGGCCUGGAUCAACCAAGAUCUAUAGCUGUGCACCCAGAGAAAGGCUUCCUGUUCUGGACUGAAUGGGGACAGAUGCCCUGCAUUGGAAAGGCUCGCUUAGAUGGCUCAGACAAAGUUGUUCUUGUAAGCAUGGGGAUAGUGUGGCCGAAUGGCAUCUCCAUUGACUAUGAGGAAAAUAAAUUGUACUGGUGCGAUGCUCGCACAGACAAGAUAGAGAGAAUUGACCUUGAAACCGGAGGCCAUCGUGAGAUGGUGCUGUCGGGGAACAACGUGGAUAUGUUUUCAGUUGCGGUCUUUGGGGCUUACAUCUACUGGUCUGACAGGGCACAUGCCAACGGGUCCGUCAGAAGGGGUCACAAGAAUGAUGCCACCGAGACUGUAACCAUGAGAACUGGCCUUGGAGUCAACCUGAAGGAGAUUAAAAUCUUUAACCGAGUAAGAGAGAAAGGGACCAAUGUUUGUGCAAAGGACAAUGGUGGCUGUAAGCAACUCUGUCUUUAUCGAGGAAAUUCCCGGAGAACUUGUGCUUGUGCCCACGGAUACUUGGCAGAGGAUGGAGUUACUUGCCUACGGCAUGAAGGCUAUUUGCUGUAUUCAGGGAGAACAAUAUUAAAAAGUAUACAUCUUUCUGAUGAAACCAAUUUAAAUUCCCCAAUAAGGCCAUAUGAGAAUCCACAUUAUUUCAAGAAUGUCAUAGCCUUGGCUUUUGACUAUAAUCAAAGAAGGAAAGGUACCAACCGAAUCUUUUACAGUGAUGCACACUUUGGAAAUAUACAGCUUAUUAAAGAUAACUGGGAAGACAGACAAGUAAUUGUUGAAAAUGUAGGUUCUGUGGAAGGACUUGCCUAUCACAGAGCCUGGGAUACACUGUACUGGACCAGCUCCACUACCUCAUCCAUCACUAGGCACACAGUGGACCAAACCCGGCCUGGAGCUUUUGACAGAGAAGCGGUCAUCACCAUGUCAGAGGAUGACCACCCACAUGUGCUGGCCUUGGACGAAUGUCAAAAUUUAAUGUUUUGGACCAACUGGAAUGAACAGCAUCCAAGUAUCAUAAGAUCUACCCUGACUGGGAAAAAUGCUCAAGUGGUUGUCAGUACAGACAUACUUACUCCAAAUGGACUCACUAUCGACCAUCGUGCAGAAAAAUUGUAUUUCUCAGAUGGCAGCUUAGGAAAAAUUGAAAGGUGUGAAUAUGAUGGAUCCCAGAGACAUGUGAUUGUUAAAUCUGGGCCAGGGACUUUCCUCAGUCUGGCAGUUUAUGACAAUUACAUCUUCUGGUCAGACUGGGGAAGAAGAGCUAUCCUGCGUUCCAACAAGUACACAGGAGGAGACACAAAGAUUCUUCGAUCUGAUAUUCCACACCAACCAAUGGGAAUCAUAGCUGUUGCCAAUGACACAAAUAGCUGUGAACUUUCUCCAUGUGCAUUAUUGAAUGGGGGUUGCCAUGACCUCUGCCUUUUAACCCCUGAUGGGAGAGUGAAUUGUUCCUGUAGGGGGGACCGAAUAUUGCUAGAUGACAACAGAUGUGUGACUAAAAAUUCCUCUUGCAACAUUUAUUCUGAAUUUGAGUGUGGAAAUGGUGAAUGCAUCGACUACCAACUCACUUGUGAUGGUAUUCCUCAUUGUAAGGAUAAGUCAGAUGAAAAACUGCUUUACUGUGAAAACAGAAGCUGUCGAAGAGGUUUUAAGCCUUGCUACAAUCGUCGUUGCAUCCUUCAUGGCAAGUUAUGUGAUGGUGAAAAUGAUUGUGGAGACAACUCUGAUGAAUUAGACUGUAAAGUUUCAACCUGUGCCACUGUCGAGUUCCGCUGUGCAGAUGGGACUUGCAUUCCAAGAUCAGCACGAUGCAACCAGAACAUAGAUUGCGCAGAUGCUUCAGAUGAAAAGAACUGCAAUAAUACAGACUGCACACAUUUCUAUAAACUUGGAGUGAAAACCACAGGGUUCAUAAGAUGUAAUUCUACCUCACUGUGUGUUCUGCCAACUUGGAUAUGCGAUGGGUCUAAUGACUGUGGAGACUAUUCGGAUGAAUUAAAGUGUCCAGUUCAAAACAAACACAAAUGUGAAGAAAAUUAUUUUGGCUGUCCUAGUGGAAGAUGCAUUUUGAAUACCUGGAUAUGCGAUGGUCAGAAAGACUGUGAGGAAGGGCUUGAUGAAUUCCACUGUGAUUCUUCCUGCUCUUGGAACCAGUUUGCUUGUUCUGCACAAAAAUGCAUUUCUAAACACUGGAUUUGUGAUGGAGAGGAUGAUUGUGGGGAUGGAUUAGAUGAAAGUGACAGCAUUUGCGGUUCCAUCACCUGUGCUGCGGACAUGUUCAGCUGCCAGGGCUCUCGUGCCUGCGUGCCCCGACACUGGCUUUGUGAUGGUGAACGAGACUGUCCAAAUGGAAGCGAUGAGCUCUCCACAGCCGGCUGUGCUCCCAAUAACACGUGUGAUGAGAACACCUUCAUGUGCCGUAAUAAAGUGUGCAUUCCCAAGCAGUUCCUGUGUGACCAUGAUGAUGACUGUGGUGAUGGCUCCGAUGAGUCCCUGCAGUGUGGAUACCGAGAGUGUAGUAUUGAAGAAUUUCGUUGUGCUGAUGGGCGAUGUCUUUUAAACACUCAGUGGCAAUGUGAUGGGGACUUUGACUGCCCUGACCAUUCUGAUGAAGCACCUUUAAAUCCAAAGUGUAGAAGUGCAGAACAGUCAUGCAACAGUUCAUUUUUUAUGUGCAAAAAUGGCAGGUGCAUUCCCAGCGGAGGUCUUUGUGACAAUAAGGAUGACUGUGGCGAUGGUUCAGAUGAGAGAAACUGCCAUAUAAAUGAAUGUUUGAGUAAGAAAGUCAGUGGAUGUUCUCAGGAUUGUCAGGACCUGCCUGUAAGUUACAAGUGCAAAUGCUGGCCUGGAUUCCAACUGAAGGAUGAUGGUAAAACAUGUGUGGACAUUGAUGAAUGCUCUUCAGGAUUUCCCUGUAGCCAGCAAUGCAUCAAUACUUACGGGACCUACAAAUGCCUCUGUACAGAUGGGUAUGAAAUACAACCUGAUAACCCAAAUGGCUGCAAAUCACUCUCAGAUGAGGAACCUUUUCUAAUUCUUGCUGAUCAUCACGAGAUAAGGAAAAUUAGCACUGAUGGCUCCAACUACACACUUUUAAAACAGGGAUUAAACAAUGUUAUUGCUAUAGACUUUGAUUAUAGAGAAGAAUUCAUCUAUUGGAUUGAUUCUAGCAGACCUAAUGGAAGCCGCAUAAAUAGAAUGUGUUUAAAUGGAAGUGACGUUAAGGUAGUGCAUAAUACAGCUGUCCCCAAUGCACUUGCUGUUGAUUGGAUUGGAAAAAACCUCUAUUGGUCUGACACAGAAAAAAGGAUGAUUGAAGUAUCCAAACUCAAUGGCUUAUACCCUACUAUACUCGUUAGCAAAWGGCUGAAGUUUCCCAGGGACCUGUCUCUAGAUCCUCGAGCUGGGUAUUUGUAUUGGAUUGACUGCUGUGAGUAUCCUCACAUUGGCCGUGUCGGAAUGGAUGGGACCAAUCAAAGUGUUGUCAUAGAAACAAAGAUUGCUAGACCUAUGGCACUAACAAUAGAUUAUGUCAACCAAAGACUCUACUGGGCUGAUGAAAACCACAUUGAAUUUAGCAACAUGGAUGGAUCUCAUAGACACAAAGUCCCUAAUCAAGAUAUUCCAGGGGUGAUUGCACUAACAUUGUUUGAAGACUACAUCUACUGGACUGAUGGGAAAACCAAGUCACUCAGCCGUGCCCAUAAAACCUCGGGAGCAGACAGACUCUCACUGAUUAACUCAUGGCAUGCCAUCACAGAUAUCCAGGUGUAUCAUUCUUAUAGACAACCUGAUGUCUCAAAACAUCUCUGCAUGAUAAACAAUGGUGGUUGCAGUCAUUUGUGCCUCCUAGCGCCUGGAAAGACUCACACCUGUGCAUGUCCCACCAACUUUUAUCUUGCAGCUGACAACAGGACUUGUCUAUCCAAUUGUACAGCUAGUCAGUUUCGUUGCAAAACUGAUAAAUGCAUUCCAUUCUGGUGGAAAUGUGACACUGUGGACGACUGUGGUGAUGGAUCUGAUGAACCUGAUGACUGUCCUGAAUUUAAAUGUCAGCCAGGCCGGUUUCAGUGUGGAACUGGACUCUGUGCUCUGCCCGCUUUCAUCUGCGAUGGAGAAAAUGACUGUGGAGACAAUUCUGAUGAACUCAACUGUGACACACAUGUCUGCUUGUCAGGUCAGUUCAAGUGCACUAAGAACCAGAAAUGCAUCCCAAUCAACCUUAGAUGUAAUGGGCAGGAUGACUGUGGUGAUGAGGAAGACGAAAGAGACUGUCCUGAAAACAGCUGUUCUCCUGACUAUUUCCAAUGUAAAACUACCAAACACUGCAUUUCCAAGCUGUGGGUUUGUGAUGAGGAUCCGGACUGUGCAGAUGCAUCAGAUGAAGCCAACUGUGAUAAAAAGACUUGUGGACCUCAUGAAUUCCAGUGUAAAAACAACAACUGUAUUCCAGAUCACUGGCGGUGUGAUAGCCAGAAUGACUGCAGUGAUAAUUCUGACGAAGAAAACUGCAAGCCACAGACCUGUACAUUGAAAGAUUUUCUCUGUGCCAAUGGGGACUGUGUUUCUUCAAGGUUCUGGUGUGAUGGAGAUUUUGACUGUGCAGAUGGCUCUGAUGAGAGAAAUUGUGAAACAAGUUGUUCCAAAGAUCAGUUCCAGUGUUCCAAUGGCCAAUGUAUAUCAGCAAAGUGGAAAUGUGAUGGCCAUGAAGACUGUAAAUAUGGGGAAGAUGAGAAACACUGUGAGCCAGCUUCUCCUACGUGCUCAUCAAGUGAAUAUAUAUGUGCCAGUGGAGGAUGUAUUUCAGCAUCUUUGAAGUGUAAUGGAGACUAUGAUUGCACUGAUGGUUCAGAUGAGAUGGAUUGUGUGACUGAAUGUAAGGAAGAUCAGUUUCGAUGCAAAAAUAAAGCCCACUGUAUUCCAAUUAGAUGGCUGUGUGAUGGAACUCAUGACUGUGUGGAUGGCAGUGAUGAAGAGAUCUGUGACAGAGGAGGAAAUGUAUGUAGAGCUGAUGAAUUCCUUUGCAACAAUUCCCUUUGCAAACUGCAUUUCUGGGUGUGCRAUGGAGAAGAUGACUGUGGAGACAACUCUGAUGAAGACCCUGAUAUGUGUGUUAAAUUUCUUUGCCCACCUACAAGGCCGAACAGAUGCAGAAAUAAUAGAAUAUGCCUGCAAUCUGAGAAAAUGUGCAAUGGGAUUGAUGACUGCGGGGAUAACUCAGAUGAAGAUCACUGUAGUGGCAAGCUUAUGUAUAAAGUGAGACCAUGCAAAAAGGAUGAGUUCACAUGCAGUAACAAAAAAUGUAUCCCCAUGGACCUCCAUUGUGACCGGCUUGAUGACUGUGGGGAUGGCUCAGAUGAGCAGGACUGCAGAAUAACUUCCUCUGUAUAUACCUGUGAAGAUAAUGUGACUCCAUGUGGAGAUGAUGCAUAUUGUAAUCAAAUAAAAACAUCUGUUUUCUGUCGCUGUAAGCCUGGAUUUCAGAGAAACAUGAAAAACAGACAGUGUGAAGACCGUAAUGAAUGUUUGGUGUUUGGCACAUGUUCCCACCAAUGUAUUAAUAUAGAAGGAUCAUAUAAAUGUGUGUGUGACCAGAAUUUCCAAGAAAGAAAUAAUACCUGCAUAGCAAAAGGCUCUGAAGAUCAAGUUCUCUACAUUGCUAAUGACACUGAUAUCCUGGGUUUUAUAUAUCCAUUCAACUACAGUGGCGAUCAUCAACAAAUUUCUCAUAUUGAACAUAAUUCAAGGAUAACAGGGAUGGAUGUAUAUUAUCAAAGAGAUAUGAUUAUUUGGAGUACUCAGUUUAAUCCAGGCGGAAUUUUCUACAAAAGAAUCCCUGGCCGACAAAAAAGACAAACGAACAGUGGCUUGAUUUGUCCUGAAUUUAAAAGACCCAGGGACAUUGCAGUUGACUGGGUUGCUGGGAAUAUUUACUGGACUGAUCACUCCAGAAUGCACUGGUUCAGUUAUUACACUACUCACUGGACCAGUCUGAGGUACUCUGUCAACGUAGGGCAGCUGAAUGGCCCCAAYUGCACCAGGCUCCUAACAAAUAUGGCUGGAGAACCGUAUGCUAUUGCUGUAAAUCCUAAAAGAGGGAUGAUGUACUGGACUGUCAUUGGGGACCACUCCCACAUAGAAGAAGCAGCCAUGGAUGGUACUCUGAGAAGGAUUUUAAUACAAAAGAACUUACAGAGGCCCACAGGUCUGGCCGUGGAUCAUUUUAGUGAACGCAUAUACUGGGCUGACUUUGAGCUCUCCGUAAUUGGUAGUGUUCUGUACGAUGGCUCUGAUUCAGUGAUCUGUGUCAGCAGUAAACAAGGAUUGUUACAUCCACAUAGGAUUGAUAUCUUUGAGGAUUAUAUAUAUGGAGCAGGACCAAAAAAUGGUGUAUUUCGAGUACAAAAAUUUGGACAUGGUUCAGUAGAGUAUCUGGCUUUAGAUGUUGAUAAAACAAAAGGUGUUUUGAUAUCUCAUCGCUAUAAACAACUAGACUUACCUAAUCCUUGCUUGGAUUUAGGAUGUGAAUUCCUCUGUUUGCUGAAUCCUUCUGGGGCCACCUGUUUUUGCCCAGAAGGAAAAUAUUUGAUUAAUGGAACCUGCAAUGAUGACAGUCUGUUAGAUGAUUCCUGCAAAUUGGCCUGUGAAAAUGGAGGGAAGUGUAUUUUAAAUGAGAAGGGUGAUAUGAGGUGCCAUUGUUGGCCUAGUUAUUCCGGUGAAAGGUGUGAAAUCAAUCACUGUAGCAACUACUGUCAAAAUGGGGGAACUUGUACACCAUCAGUUCUAGGGAGACCCACCUGCAUCUGUGCACUGGGGUUCACUGGACCAAACUGUGGUAAGACAGUCUGUGAAGAUUUCUGCCAAAAUGGAGGGACCUGCACUGUUACUGCUGGGAACCAGCCUUUCUGUCACUGCCGGGCUGAGUACACUGGGGACAGAUGUCAGUACUAUGUGUGUCAUCACUAUUGUGUGCAUUCUGAAUCAUGUACUAUYGGGGAUGAUGGAAGUGUUGAGUGUGUCUGUCCACCACGCUACGAGGGACCAAAAUGUGAGGUUGACAAGUGUGUAAGAUGCCAUGGGGGACACUGCAUUAUAAAUAAAGACAAUGAAGAUAUAUUUUGCAACUGCACUAAUGGAAAGAUUGCCUCUAGCUGUCAGUUAUGUGAUGGCUACUGUUAUAAUGGUGGCACUUGCCAGCUGGACUCCGAGACAAAUGUACCUGUGUGUCUAUGCUCCACCAAUUGGUCAGGCACACAGUGUGAGAGGCCAGCCCCCAAAAGCAGCAAAUCUGAUCAUAUCAGCACAAGAAGCAUUGCCAUCAUUGUGCCUCUUGUCCUUUUGGUGACUUUGAUAACCACCUUAGUAAUUGGUUUAGUUCUUUGUAAGAGAAAAAGAAGGACAAAAACAAUUAGAAGACAACCCAUUAUCAAUGGAGGAAUAAAUGUAGAAAUUGGCAAUCCAUCUUAUAACAUGUAUGAGGUGGAUCAUGACCACAACGAUGGAGGUCUUUUAGAUCCUGGCUUUAUGAUUGAUCCAACAAAGGCCAGGUAUAUAGGGGGAGGGCCCAGUGCUUUCAAGCUUCCACACACAGCGCCGCCCAUCUACCUAAACUCUGAUUUGAAAGGACCACUAACUGCUGGGCCUACUAAUUACUCCAACCCGGUAUAUGCAAAAUUGUAUAUGGAUGGGCAAAAUUGUCGAAAUUCCUUAGGAAGUGUUGAUGAAAGAAAAGAACUGCUUCCAAAGAAAAUAGAAAUUGGUAUAAGAGAGACAGUGGCAUAA
Molecule: messenger RNA, 13728 nt
Organism: Urocitellus parryii (Arctic ground squirrel)
Lineage: Eukaryota; Metazoa; Chordata; Mammalia; Rodentia; Sciuridae
Source: RefSeq, a predicted model, not a curated record